AUGGCUCGAAUAAUACUGCUGAAAAACAAAACAGUCCCCACCGAUCCGUACGACGAACUGUUUAGCCAGGCUCAGUACGAGCCGGUGUUUCUGCCGCUGCUCAAACACUCGCCGAUCAACGAAAAAGAGGUGAAGGAAUUUCUCAAAUCUGAUCUCUAUCUGAACGAGUACCAGGCACUGAUUGUGACGUCCCAGCGGUGCAUCGAGACGCUCGCCAAGCUUCUGCAGGAGCUGCGGCACGAGAAGUUCGAGCGGCUCGACCAAAUUCUCAGCAAGCCGUCCUACACCGUGGGUCCUACGACUUCGCAGUAUCUAGAGAAUCUGGGGUUUACGGAUGUUCGUGGCGGCAAGGACGCUGGCAACGGCUCAAUUCUAUCGGACAUUAUCAUCGGCGACCCGCUAUAUAAAAACCAGGUACGAGCAGCUCUCGUCGACGGCGCCGCAAAACUCGUGGCUCAUCUUCUUCUCUCCACAGGGAACGGCCGACAUUGUGAAUAUGCUCAAGGAGAGGAAGCACAAUUUCCAGAUUGCGUCGAUCGGCCCGACGACGGAAGAGUACCUCCUGGAGAACGGUAUCAAGCCGGCAGUGGUGUCGACUAA
Molecule: messenger RNA, 600 nt
Organism: Ogataea haglerorum
Lineage: Eukaryota; Fungi; Ascomycota; Pichiomycetes; Pichiales; Pichiaceae
Exons: 2
Coding region: 1-600 (199 amino acids)
Biological process (GO): uroporphyrinogen III biosynthetic process
Molecular function (GO): uroporphyrinogen-III synthase activity
Source: RefSeq, a predicted model, not a curated record